AUGGUCAUUGUUUCAGACAGAGCAUUGUCCAUUGAAAAUGCUUGUGUGAAUGUGCUUCCAUGGGUCACUAGAGGAAUAUGCUACUAUCAUCUUCAGCAAAAUAUUAUCAAGACAUAUGGUGGUAAGGAGCUUAUGUAUCUGGUUAAAGGAGCUGCUUAUGCCCACACUCUAGCUGAAUAUAAUCGGUGCAUGGACUCACUAAGAGCUGCGCACCCAGAACUCGCAGCAUACAUGGAGUUGGCCGACCCUAAGCUUUGGUCUAGAGUACAUUUUCCCGGUGAUAGGUACAACAUCAAGACGAGCAACAUUGCUGAAUCUAUCAACUCGGCUAUUAAAAAGGCAAAGGGUUUUCCCAUACCCUCUCUACUCCAGUUUAUUAGAGAGAUGUUAGGGCGGUGGUUCUACAAAAGGCGUGAAGAUGCUUUAAGUCUGCAGACACCAUACAGCAAGGGAGUUGAGUAUAUACUGGCCAUCCGUGAACAUUACGCUCAGUCAAUGGAUGUUCAGCGGAUAGAUGCAACUAGUUUCCAUGUUGCUUCUGGACGUUCGCACUAUGUAGUUGAUCUAGAACAGGGUAAAUGUGAGUGUGGAGUGUUCCAAGUCGAGAAAAUGCCCUGUACACAUGUCCUUGCAGCGCUUGCCUCAGCUGGUGUGCACGUCUCACACCAUACAUGUGACACAUACUCGCAGGAAUGCUUGUAUGCGACCUACGCCCAUCCUAUAUAUCCUGAGGAGGAAAUUGACAACCACAAGAAGAAGAGCGAGCGGUGCCGACCUCCAAAACCGAAGGAUGGGCCUGGUCGUAAGAAGAAAUCAAGAUGGCAGUCGUGGCUGGAAAUUUCUAGGAAGUCUAGGAAGAAAGGCAAGAGUCGAAGGAAGAAGCCCAAAGUUUACAGCUGCUCCAAAUGCAAGCAACCAGGACAUACGCGCCCGUGUCCAAGCCUGCUGAGAAAUAAACUCGGCGGUCUACGAGCGGUCUUCGGAGGUCUACGAGGCUUCACGGAACUUCUCUGGAGGUCUACGAGGCUUUAA
Molecule: messenger RNA, 1032 nt
Organism: Microthlaspi erraticum
Lineage: Eukaryota; Viridiplantae; Streptophyta; Magnoliopsida; Brassicales; Brassicaceae
Source: the annotation of a GenBank genome assembly